GCGGCAUAUUUAAUGUUUAUUCACGUAGUUUAAAGUCCUUCAUCCACGUGUGUUAUGAAACUGUCAUUGGGUAUGUUUUGUAAUGGCGUAUAGUUCUUACAAUUUAAUUUACGUGCUUUGUAAUAUACUGAUGAGAAAGUUUUACUUGUUAUUUUAUAUAUUAAUUAUGUGUGUAGAUGUAAUUUGAUAGGCUGAAUCGAUUGGGGUGGAAUUCUGUCGUUCAUAUGGUAUUAACUUUGUUUGGAAUGCACGUCAGAAUUUAAGCUGUUGCUGUGGGUAUUUCAAGAAAGGUCUUGUUACGGAAAGAUCUGGCAACACCAGAGAGAGCGGCACGUGCAAGACAGAUGGCCCUGAUUAAUGUAUGCGACUAGAGAUCGUCCGGUCCAAGUACAACCCUGAAUAAAGUAUUCAGAGUAAGUGUUUGUAUUCCUGUCUUACUGGGGGUCUUAAGUGCGUCACGAACGGCGUGUAAACACAAAGCGAGCCAUAUAAAACAAGGUGGCAGCAGAUAAUUAAGCCAGUAAAGGAAACGUGACUUAACGAACACGCGCCAGCUUAACUAAACAAGUAAUUAGAAACUUCGUUCAAAGGUUGAUGCUGCGGCAGACAGACAUUCUCCUUUGUAUAUUAAUAUAACGAUUACUUUAAAGUAACAGAAAAAUAAACAUAUAAUUUAUUUAAAAAGCGAGAUGAAUACUUUAACUCAUCCGGAACCAUUUUCCAUGGACACGUCGAAUCCAGAAAAUCGGAGUUUAUGGAAGCAACGAUUUGAUAUUUAUGCAACGGCUAUAGACUUACCUGCAAAAAGUAUUCCACAACAGAGAGCCAUCCUUCUCCAUAUUAUCGGAGAGAAAGGCUUAGAAAUAUACAUUAAUUUCCAUUUAGAGGAAAAUGCCACGAACCCGACAGUGGAUGAAAUCUUAACUAAAUUCACGGACCAUUUCCAGCCGUAUAAGAACAUUAUCUAUAGUAGAUAUGUAAUUUUCUCGCUUGUACAGAAUCCAGGACAAACUGUAGACGAAUUUGUAACAGAGCUACGUACAAAAGCUCAAGAAUGUGAUUUUGACACCUUAACAGAAUCUCUUAUAAGAGACAGAAUUGUCUUAGGCACGCGAGAUGAUAGUAUCAGACAAAAAAUGCUGCAAGAUCCGACAUUAACAUUGGCCAAAGCAAUAGACAUGGCAAGAAGCAACAGCGGAUAUUUUCUAUUUGGCCAGCAGUCCAUAUUUGCUAAUUGUGGAUAGAUACAGUGCCUAUCCAGAAAUUUAUAAAAUGCCAUCGACUGAUGCUUCCAAAGUUAUU
Messenger RNA from Centruroides sculpturatus (bark scorpion), 1302 nucleotides. RefSeq lists its product as uncharacterized. Lineage: Eukaryota; Metazoa; Arthropoda; Arachnida; Scorpiones; Buthidae. The transcript has a single exon. The record is from RefSeq and is a predicted model, not a curated record. Bases 690 to 1244 code for a protein of 184 amino acids.